GAUGACCUCGACGACCCUGUGCAGUGCGAGUUUCAGCAUGGGGAACAAGUAUGGAUCAAGGUGAAGGAACCGUGCGAGGAAUGGGUUCGUGGCGAAGUAUCCGGGAUAGGCCGGAGAACGACAUCGACAAGAGUCGUCACGGGCAUGCUAUAUUCAGUCCGAUACAAGGAGACGAAACGCGCGAUGUUCUCACCCCAAAACGGGGUGUUGAAACCGGAUACUCAACAGGUCCGAGACCUCCUUGCCGCAGGUGGCUGGCUA
Molecule: messenger RNA, 261 nt
Organism: Trametes versicolor FP-101664 SS1
Lineage: Eukaryota; Fungi; Basidiomycota; Agaricomycetes; Polyporales; Polyporaceae
Exons: 3
Source: RefSeq, a predicted model, not a curated record